CCAUUGCAGUAUCAACACGUUCCCCAGGUUCAUGGGGGUGGAAGUUAGCUAAAAUGUUGCAAAAAUCUAUAAAUUGACGCGUCUGAAAUAUGGCAGAUUCUAAGGUUGCAGAAGACAGUCCAAUUUUGCAUGUCGUGGUCAUUGGAUUUCAUCACAAAAAAGGAUGUCAGGUGGAGUAUUCCUACCCACCACUGAUACCAGGGAACGCAGUCGACAGCCAUGAGGUCCCAGAGAGGUGGAGGCACCUGCCGUCCCUGGCCCUACCUGAUGGGGCCCACAACUAUGUUAAAGAUACAGUAUUUUUCCACCUUCCUUCACAAGAUGGUGGCCGCAAGACUGUGUACUGUGUGUCCUGCUACAGACAGAUGGAUGCCAAAGACCUUAUCAACAGGACAGCUGAUGUGACCCGAAGCACAGUCCAGAAAAGUGUGUGUGUUCUCAGCAGACUGCCUCUGUAUGGUCAGAUCAAGUCCAGGAAAUGUUCCACUUCAGCAAGGUGGAGCUGCACAUGCAUCAGCAGACUGCUUCAGCAGACUUUCAACAACCUCAGCCAGUGCAUGACAGACAGCUUGCUGGGCGGGUCACAGGUCUUUCUAGACCUGUCUGCUAGGGAUGUGGUGAUGAAGUUCAAGCACAAGAUUGUUGUACUCUUCAAGCUGCUCCUCCUGGAGAGGAAGAUUUUGUUCUUUGGCUCGCCGGUAGAAAACCUGAGUGGCACUUUGCUCUCUGUAUUGUCACUCUUUCCAAAUAUGGUGGAGUUUGGUUUGGAUGAGUCUGUAAUGAAACAGUUUCGGGAACUGUCGCCCACACUAGGCAUGGCAUCUCUAGACGAUGAGGUGGAUGAGAAUGAGUCUUUCCUGGAGGUCAGAUACUCUUCGGAGAAGGAUGUUAAAAACAUGUCUGACAUUACAAUGCAUAUGAUGAAUGAACCUAUAAAACGCAGUAACAGUGUAGAGCCUCAGUCGCCAACUAUACCGAGGGAUGGUAGUCUGGUCUUGGAUGGAACUGUGUAUGACAAUGAUAAAGAUAUUCAAAACUCAUUUCAUGGGCAAGUGCAAUCUUUGGAUGGACAGAGGUCGAAGGCUUUGAAAAACUCUGAGAAUCAACAGCUCAAACUGGCUGCUGACCGUGAUCAGGUAAAGAGCUCAAAACCAAUAAGAUGCUCCUCUGUUGAGGACCAUCCAAAAGUUCAUGAUCAUGCCAAGGUUCAUGAUCUGUCAAAAGUACAUGACCUUUGUAAAGGUCAUAACCUUUCCAAGCAUAAGGGUGAAGGUGAAGGUUCAUCUAAAGAUGAUCCAAGUGAUUCAUGUGAUAUUCAAGAAAGUUUGCAAGAUGAAGAAACUUUUACAGCAUUUGGAAGCCCAAAAGAUAAGGGUGCGAUCGUAUAUAGCAAAGAGGACAGCCCUCUACAGCACAUGCCCAGCAUAACCCAGAUAGAGGCUGUCCAGACUGGAAUUACAAUGCCAAAUAGUUCAGAGAAAAUGGAGGAAUACUCACGCGAGGUUGAACUGGCAAGUAGCCCUGAAAGCCCUACUCAAGACCCCAGGAGAGACCUGCCACUUUCACUGGAUGACAAGGAGAGUGUACCCGCUCUCAGGAAGACCGACAGCUUUGAGGACCUAGAUUCUCCUGAGAGUAUUAGUAGAAUAGACAGGGAAGAUUGUUUCUCAUGGGAAGAUGACCGUGUUCUCUUGUCUAUUGAGCAUGAACCAGAAAUCAAAGAUGGCGCCGAUUCCAAGGGAGAUAACCCAGCUAAUGUUGGUUCUGCAUCUGCAUCUGCAUCUGCAUCUGCAUCUGCCACUGGAUUAAUGGUGGAGAAGGAAUGUAGUUCGGAUGAAAAGAUUUCAGUGUCAGAUAGUGAUACGGGAAGCGUUCCCUCUGAUAAAACUGUAACCCGUCGGUCCGGUCGCCAUGGUAGCCCAGGUGCAAAGGCUGCUGCUCUGAAACACAAACUUACUGCUGCCUUUGGGAAUUUACACAUAAAAGGAAAAGGGAAACCACUGGGUCAGAUCGAGAUGAAGCCGAUGUCAAGAGAAGAGUCUCUGAUUCAACAGGAUGACUAUGGUUUUCCUCUUGCUGUUUUCACAAAGGGCAGUGUCUGCCACCCAUACUUGAGUCUACAGUACCAUGACAUUCUGCAGGACGUCAACAUCAGGAGCUUCGUAAUAGGAGCCACCAAUAUACUGUUUAAACAGAGGAGGUCCCUGAUUGACGUCAUUGUGGAGAUUGCUGACGGCAAGGUGGAAAUCAUGGACAAGGAGCUUCAGCGGCUCCUUCACCUGACAACAGCUGAUCUCCGCUUUGCGGACUACCUAGUGAAGAUGGUUGUGGAGGACAAGAAUGACAUCUACCUGGACGGGACAGAGUGGGAGGGUGGAGACGAGUGGAUCCGUGCUCAGUUCCGCCUCUACCUGCAGACUCUCCUGGCUUCUGUCAUCAGUGAUGAUACCAAACUUCUAGAUGAUUAUGGCACUAGCUUUGUUCAGGCUUGGAAGAUGACUCACAACUUCAGGGUUUGGUCUAAAACGGAUCACGCUGGCCUCAAGGAGUUCCCUCCUGGACAUCCAUACCAAGGGCAUUUGAACGUUGCAGAUCUCAGAGUGAGGCUGUCACACAACUUGCAGAACACAGAGCGUGGUAAGAAGAUUAACGCAGCAGUAGUCCAGACCGGGAAGUACAUGGUGCAGACAGGCAAGGCUGUAGGGGGUGCUAUAAGCAAUGCACGAUCAGCCCUGUCAUCAUGGUUUAGUGGUUUCUCCUCGGAGAAGUCCCAGAUGUCGCCAUCAGAGUCAGCGGAAACCGUGUCCGAGCCGGAGUCCAGCUAACACUACCCCACCUCUCUCCAAACAUGGGAUUUUGUUCUUGUUUAUGCAUAUUAACUUGUACUGAGGUCUGCUCACGGGGUUGUUUACAUGGGCAAGAGGUAUUGUUGAUGUUGACUUCUUUCACGAGAUUUGUUCAAAUGUCGUUGCUGUAUGCCACUUGGAAUUAUUACAAGUUGCAGUGUUGUGACAUAUGGUUUGGUACAGCAUGGGAAGAUCAAAGAUGCAGUAAAGCCUCUAUUCCAUAGUUCUUUUAACGUAUAGAAAUUGAUGAAUGUCGAACUCUGCAAAUUCUGACACAUUCUUCUCAGAGAAAAUUUCCAGUGGCCCGUUCCACAAAGCGAUCGUAGCGCUAAGGUGAUCGUAACUCCCAUACUUUAAC
This is a messenger RNA of Haliotis rubra (blacklip abalone), 3204 nucleotides long. RefSeq names its product late secretory pathway protein AVL9 homolog. The record is from RefSeq and is a predicted model, not a curated record. Bases 90 to 2825 code for a protein of 911 amino acids. The transcript is spliced from 15 exons. Lineage: Eukaryota; Metazoa; Mollusca; Gastropoda; Lepetellida; Haliotidae. Gene Ontology annotation, cellular component: cytoplasm.